Leptopilina boulardi is the source of this 2061-nucleotide messenger RNA. RefSeq names its product coiled-coil domain-containing protein 146. Bases 205 to 1806 code for a protein of 533 amino acids. Gene Ontology annotation, cellular component: plasma membrane. The record is from RefSeq and is a predicted model, not a curated record. The transcript has 9 exons. Lineage: Eukaryota; Metazoa; Arthropoda; Insecta; Hymenoptera; Figitidae.
AUGAGGAGUCAACUAAUGGUGCAGCCAGAGUACUUCAGUUCAUCUCGUAUAUCAGACUCGAAAGCAGGACGCCGCUGUUGUGCGUGUUCGUUCAUUUUGCCAUUUUCAAAACAAAGAAAACAAUCUCACAUACACACACAAACACGCGAACAGCAAAAAGAAGAGGCUGCCUGGCUUAUCGGGAAUUAAUAGUUCAUUGUCGCCAUGAGGUUACCAAUAGCGACAUUUGUGCUAUUAAUUCUGAUUUUUGGACUCACAUGUGCCAGAGAAAUAACACAUGAGGAUAUAAAAAGUGCGAUGCUGAGUCUCGUGCAUGUGAUGCGCGAUGACACGGGCAAACUAGAAAGGCACGAGGCACGUGAACGACAAUUGGGUGAAGAAUUAAAAAAAUCAUUAUCACUUUUGACAAAAAAAAUGACAAUUGUUGAGGGUUUUCAUCCACAUUUAAUGAAAUUAAACGAUAGAGUUGCAGGAAUUGAGAAACUUAUUGCACAGAGAGAUGAAAGAGAAAGGAUACAAAUGCAAAAAACUGCUGACACAUUGGAAGAUUUGGAAAAACGUUUAAACAAUUGGAUGAUAUCAAUUGAAAAUAAAAUCAGUGAUAUUAAUGAUCAUUCUUUGGAAUCAACGUCUGACACAAAUUCACAAAUAAUUUCAAAACUCAAUGAAUCGCAAACAAUGAUGAGCAAAGAAUUUGAUAAAUUUGGUGCAAACAUGAAUGAUAUGCAUCAUAAAAUGAAGAAUGAAGCUAAUCAACUUAAGGAAACAAUUCAAAAUAUUGCAUCCGAGGUGAAAAAUACUGGCUCAACAAUUUCGAAUGUCGACAAUUCAGUGGGAAAAAUAAAGGAGAUUGUAAAAAAUGUCGAAAAUAAACCAAAAACAUCGUCAGAAAUUGGAAAUACACUAACAGAACAAAGUCGAGUGCUUGCAAGAUUAAAAGAACUUAUGCAAGACACAUCCGAGAGACUACAAGAAUUGCCGAGAAUUUCAGAGUUGCAUUCACUGCAUAAUGAAACACAAAUGGCGCUACAAGAUACAAAACAUGUCCUGAGGGAUUACGUGACUCGUGGAAACGAUGGACUCGAGAGUAAAAUUGUUGAAAGCAAAGAAGACAUUAAAUAUGUAAUCAGCAAUCUUCGAAUGGAUAUGGGCGCUAAUGCUGAUCGAAUGAAACAAGAAUUACAGGAUUUAGAAAAAGGACAAUCGGUAAUGGUCUCAAUGGCCGAUCAUGUUUUAGAUACAAAAAAACGUGUUGAAUAUGGCGUACAUCAAAUAUUAUUGGAAGUUGGCGAUUUAUUAAAAGCCCAAAGUGCAAAUAUUAAUAAUACAAUGAAUACACGAUUUGAUGGAAUUUCAAAUGAUAUAAUGGAUAAUCAAAAUGAUGCUUUAUCUAAUUUAACAACAAAAAUGGAACAACAAAUGAAUCAGGUAUGGAGACAAAUUAAUGUUAUGUAUCAACAAAUGAUGGAAAGUGCUAAAUCACUCGAUAAAUUACAUGAACAAAAUGAAGUUUAUGUUAAUGGUACCACAUCGACAAUGGGGGGAAUGAAAAAUAAGGUGGGAGAAAUAACAAAGAGAAUGUCAGAAGUGGAUGAAAAUUUAAAUUAUCUUUUAGGACGAUUAUCUCUUGUCACACAAGAAUUUAAUCAAAUAAAAAGUGGUCUUGGCGCAGCUCUCGACAAUAUUAAAGCAUCCUUUAAAGAAGUUCAAGAAAAAGCAAAUGAUUUAACUCCCGGCCCUCAUCAAAUACCCGAAAAUUAUAAAGAACUUGAUGAAUCAAAAACAGAUCCCGAAAUAGUUAAAUAAUUCAAAAAAAAAAAAAAACAUAACAAAAAAAUGAAGAUAAUUUUUUUUUAAAGAAAAUUUGUUUAAUUUAAAAAAGAAAAAAUCAUUUUAAAAAAUUGUUUCUUUUAAAAAAGGAAAUUUUUUUUCAAAAAGAAAAAUUUUUCUUUGAAAAAAAAUCUUUUCUUUGAAAAAAAAUCUUUUCUUUGAAAAAAAAAAAAUCUUUUCUUUGAAAAAAAAAAAUCUUUUCUUUGAAAAUCAGAACGAAUAUAAUUAUAU